Messenger RNA from Echinops telfairi (small Madagascar hedgehog), 513 nucleotides. RefSeq names its product 5-demethoxyubiquinone hydroxylase, mitochondrial-like. Gene Ontology annotation, molecular function: 3-demethoxyubiquinol 3-hydroxylase activity. NCBI's taxonomy places the organism in Eukaryota, Metazoa, Chordata, Mammalia, Afrosoricida, Tenrecidae. Gene Ontology annotation, biological process: regulation of gene expression; ubiquinone biosynthetic process; determination of adult lifespan. Gene Ontology annotation, cellular component: nucleus; mitochondrial inner membrane. The transcript has a single exon. Bases 1 to 513 code for a protein of 170 amino acids. The record is from RefSeq and is a predicted model, not a curated record.
AUGACCUGCGCCGGGGCCUGGGCGGCGGUGACCCGUCCUCUGUGGCGGCUGCACACCAGUGCCCGGCGGCCCCUCUCAGUUUUUGGAAGGAAGCUUGGCGCCAGGUGUUGCAGUUCGGGAAUGACCUUAGACACCAUCAACCCGGCGACUGUGGAUCGAAUAAUUCGGGUGGAUCAUGCUGGUGAAUAUGGCGCCAACCGUUUCUAUGCAGGGCAGAUGGCGGUCCUGGGCCAGACCAGCGUUGGACCAAUCAUCCAGAAAAUGUGGGAUCAGGAGAAGGAACAUCUGAAGAAGUUCAGUGAGCUGAUGGUGGCCCUCAGGGUCCGGCCGACGGCUCUCAUGCCCUUUUGGAACGUGAUAGGGUUUGCCCUGGGAGCGGGGACCGGCUUGCUGGGGAAGGAAGGCGUGAUGGCUUGCACCGUGGCCGUGGAAGAGUCCGUGUCACAUCACUACAACAACCAGAUCCGGGCGCUGAUGGAGGAGGGUCCUGUAAAGCACAAGGAACUCCUUUAG